AUGUUCAUCUUUUCAGUCCUGGUGGCAGCCCUAGCAGCCCUUCCUUGGGCCUCUGCAUCGCCACUGCACCCUCGUUCUGAAUACGCCGUCAAAGAGUCUCAUAACGUUCCUCCUGCCUGGUCCCAUGUUGGCAGUCCUCAUCCUCUACAACGGUUGACCCUCAGCAUCGGCCUGCAACCCAGUAAUUUCGAUCUCCUCGAGCAACACCUCCAUCAAGUUUCCGACCCAUUUCACCAUCGUUAUGGCCAACACCUGUCUCAGGAAGAAGUCCACGACCUUAUCAAACCCUCGGACGAGACGUACCAUCUAAUUCAAGACUGGCUGAGCGACAGUGGCAUCGACCCAUCCCAUUGUGGAAUUAAUUCAGCUCGAGACUGGAUCACAGUUACGCUCCCCGUCCACAAAGCUGAGGAGCUGCUUGGCACCAAAUAUGCCGUCUACCAGCAUCAGGACGGCACCAAACUCAUCCGAACCACCAGCUGGUCUCUCCCACAGUCCCUCCACGACCAUGUCACUACGAUUCAACCAACGACCGCCUUCCUCCGAGCCAAUCCCAAAGCUAGCACCCUCAUUGAUGUCCCCGUUGACGUUGACGUUUCCCAGCUCGCUGCCGCCGCCAAUGCUACCACCAUCAAAAGCUCCUGCAACUUUGGUGGCAUGACGCCUAAAUGCCUGCGAACUCUGUACAACACCAUCAACUACAAACCCCAAGCCCCACAAAAUAAUUCAAUCGCGUUCACCAAUUACCUGGGUCAAGUAUCCAACCGAACCGACGCUCAAACCUUUUUGCGAACCUUUCGUCCUGACGCUGUCGACUCCGCCUACGCCGCCACCCAGAUCUCGGUGAAUGGUGGCGCCGUUGAUAAUGGCACGUCGGGAGCUGGCUUGGAAGGCAAUCUCGAUCUCCAAACCAUCCUUGGACUCGUCUAUCCCACGCCAGUCACCUUGUACUCUACUGGUGGCGAACCCCCCUUCCAACCUGAUGAUUACAGUGAGACCAACACGAAUGAGCCCUACCUGACCUGGCUCCUCUUUCUGCGCGACCAAGACAUCAACACCAUCCCCAAAGUAAUUUCCACCUCCUAUGGUGACCAUGAGCAAACCGUACCCCAAAGCUACGCUAAGAUCGUCUGCAAUCAAUUCGCCGCCUUGGGUGCUCAGGGCAUCUCGCUGUUCUUCAGCUCCGGAGAUUCUGGUGUAGGUGAUAACUCCAGCUGCAUCACCAACGAUGGAACGAAUCGAACCGCGUUCAUCCCUGCUUUCCCCGCCUCCUGUCCAUAUGUCACCACUGUCGGCGGAACUAUGAACUAUCCCGAAGUUGUCGCCUAUGACACGUACAAUUCUUUCGCCUCCGGAGCAGGCUUCAGCAAUUAUUUUGCUCGACCGGCAUGGCAAAACACUAGCGUGGAGAAAUAUCUCGACAUCAUUGGCGACAAGUUCGAAGGGCUGUAUAACCGUUCUGGUCGCGCGUAUCCAGACAUAGCGGCUCAGGGGUACAAGUACCUCGUCUUUCUUGGCCAAGCCGUGAAAAGCGUUGACGGCACGAGCUGCUCCGCUCCAACCAUGGCCAGCAUCUUCUCCCUGGUGAAUGACGCACUUGCUGCAGCGGGUAGAGCCCCUAUGGGCUGGCUCAAUCCCUGGCUCUACAGCACAGGCUUCACGGCAUUUACAGACGUCGUCAAUGGCAGCAGUGUGGGCUGUAACGGACGGGGUUUCAGUGCUGCCAAGGGAUGGGACGUUGCAAGUGGCUUUGGAACUCCUGACUUUGAGAAAAUCUUGGAUGUGCUAGGAGUUGGAAGGUCUUGA
Messenger RNA from Fonsecaea erecta, 1806 nucleotides. RefSeq lists its product as hypothetical. Bases 1 to 1806 code for a protein of 601 amino acids. Gene Ontology annotation, biological process: proteolysis. The transcript has 2 exons. The record is from RefSeq and is a predicted model, not a curated record. Gene Ontology annotation, molecular function: serine-type endopeptidase activity; tripeptidyl-peptidase activity. NCBI's taxonomy places the organism in Eukaryota, Fungi, Ascomycota, Eurotiomycetes, Chaetothyriales, Herpotrichiellaceae.